Messenger RNA from Sabethes cyaneus, 1446 nucleotides. RefSeq lists its product as uncharacterized. The coding region runs from base 1 to 1446 and encodes 481 amino acids. Gene Ontology annotation, biological process: intraciliary transport. Gene Ontology annotation, cellular component: cytoplasmic dynein complex; ciliary plasm. The record is from RefSeq and is a predicted model, not a curated record. NCBI's taxonomy places the organism in Eukaryota, Metazoa, Arthropoda, Insecta, Diptera, Culicidae. Gene Ontology annotation, molecular function: dynein light chain binding; dynein heavy chain binding. The transcript is spliced from 5 exons.
AUGGAUUUUGAUAACUUUACUUUGGUGUCUAAUGAAGUAGUCGAGUUUCAAUCGACAUGGAAAAUUGGGGAGAAACUUCCGCUAACCGACUCGUGCGUCGGUACAGAUCCGCCGGCAAAGAAAAUCGAUGCCGAAACGUUGGUUGCCGAGCGCAAGGACAUCGCGGUCCAGACGGAAGAAUCACCUCGUCAUACAGGGGUCGUCACAGUUGACAACGAAAAACUUUCUGGCUGGCUGCGAAAGAUUUACCCUUUGGUCGAAGAGGAGCUAUCCAGUGGUAUCACUGAAGUUUUCGAUGAUAAUAGCAAUGAUUUGGAUGAGGAACGACUCGUUGUACGAAAACACCAAGAUCUAACAGUAAAACAACUUCAGUUAGAAACAGAUAACGUGCGUAAGCUUAAUAUGGGAGCGGCAACAUGGCUUUCGGUUUUGACACGGAAUGCUCCGCUUUUAGUAGUAUCCUGUAGUUCCCAUCAUGAAGCUUGGUGUGAGCAUACAUUUUCUACGAUCUCUGUGUUUAUUCCAAAACGAAACUCGUAUGAUUCGGUUCAGUGGUCUGAGUUAUGCAGCCUUCCAGUUAAAGCAUGCGUAGAGUCUCUGGAAACAAACCCAUUCAAUAAAGAUAUGUUCGCUGGAGGAACUGUUUCAGGAGAUUUGUAUAUUUGGAAUUAUGAGAUGAAUCUGAAACAUGAACAGAACUCCUUGUCGGAGCUAUUUUCAGAAACCACCGAUAGGGGUCAAAUCGUCGACAUGGCGUGGAUUAAACCAAAUCCAAUGACUAAAGACUAUGGAUUACUCACAUGUCAUAGUGAUGGAAUUGUCAUCCUGUGGAAAAUAGGCAAACACAUUUCAAAAGACAAAACGUUCGAAAUGGUUUCACCUUCACCAUCGCGGAAAACGCUUAUCCUGACUCAGAUCUUGGCGAUCUCCAACUCUGAGUUCGUCCUAGGAACGGUGGAUGGCAGCAUCCUGCUGUGCUCAAUGACUCAAUUGAUACCGAUGGGAGGAACCUCCAGUUCACACAGCAAAAAGAACUGCUUUGCGCCCGCUGUAACCGAACUCAAGUCUCACUCAUUCGCUGUAUCUUCUUUGCAAAAAAUAGAGAGUUCAAAUCAGCAGUUUCUCGUCAGCUGCGAUAUGACCGGGGAAGUUUUCUUUCACAAUAUAUCGGAUACGAUAAAUAGUAAUCCAACACUGAUCAUCAAAAUGCCUCUUCCGUUCAAAAAUCGCAUCUUUUGUACAAAUGAUAUGCGUUUUAUUCUGAGUCCUCGAAACAAUGGUGGUUUGGAAGUUUACAAAAUUGAUGCUGGAACGCAGGAGAUUUUCGAAGCCGGUGGAUUAGAGGGAAAACCAAGUUUAAUUAAAGUUAGCUCAAAUGGCAAAUGGAUAAUAACAGGUCCUUAUGAUGGAGGAUUCACUAUUUAUACUAUAGAAGACGAUAUUUAA